AUGGAUAAUGCAAACCUGUGGACCCGCCGGACAAACUCGUCCAAGUUGUCCCUGUCUACGUCCGGAGACGCGAAAGACGGUGCCCGUGUCGAGCUGCCCCGCCCAUCCAAGCGGUUCGGACCUGACAGCUCGCAUGGCCGCUCGAAUCCAUUUAACGCAAUAUCCCCAUUAUCCGGCGGUGUUUCCUCGCCAUCCACCAACGCCUCCUCCGCUUUCGGCCUGGGGUCCGGCGCAUUCGCCUCAUUCGGUGCGCCGAAGACUCCCGGUGGCUCCGAGUUGAAAACACCCGGACGGGAGGUCCCUUUGGAACACGAUGAGGCUACCCGCAAGGCCUUUGAGAACCAGCACGUCGCUGCUCCUGGUGAGCACCCGCUGAAGUCGACGUGGAUCGUUUGGUAUCGCCCUCCCACACCCAAAUACUCCGACUAUGAAAAGUCUACCGUCCCGCUCGCUUCGAUAUCUUCGGUAGAGAGCUUCUGGGCGGUGUACUCUCAUCUUAAACGUCCUUCUCUUCUUCCCACGGUUUCCGAUUACCACAUCUUCAAGAAGGGGAUUCGCCCCGUCUGGGAAGAUGAGGCGAACAAGCGGGGAGGUAAGUGGAUCGUACGUUUCAAAAAGGGUGUUUCCGAUAGAUACUGGGAGGAUCUCCUCUUGGCUAUGGUUGGAGACCAGUUUGCAGAGGCCGGAGAUGAAGUCUGCGGCGCUGUACUGAGUGUCCGAGGCGGCGAAGAUGUUUUGAGCGUGUGGACGAGGAUUGACGGGGGGCGCAACAUCAAGAUCAGAGAAACGAUCAAGCGCCUGCUUAAUUUCCCGGCAGACACCAACAUCAUCUGGAAGAGCCACGAUGACAGUAUUGCACAGCGGUCUGCCAUCGACCAGGCUCGCCAUGAGAAGACCGCCACUGGCGCAGGUCAUCAAGAACGGCGACGUACAGGCCAAGAUGACUCGGACAAGGCCAAAGCGCCUGUGGCCCUAUGA
Penicillium mononematosum is the source of this 978-nucleotide messenger RNA. Its product is annotated as eukaryotic translation initiation factor 4E. The coding region runs from base 1 to 978 and encodes 325 amino acids. The transcript is spliced from 3 exons. Gene Ontology annotation, molecular function: translation initiation factor activity; RNA 7-methylguanosine cap binding. The record is from RefSeq and is a predicted model, not a curated record. Gene Ontology annotation, cellular component: eukaryotic translation initiation factor 4F complex; cytoplasm. Lineage: Eukaryota; Fungi; Ascomycota; Eurotiomycetes; Eurotiales; Aspergillaceae. Gene Ontology annotation, biological process: translational initiation.